GCCAUCAUCCCUUUCGAUCGUCUCCCACGAACUCCCAGCAGCAUAGUAGACUACUAGAAAGUGACAAAUAAGAUCGUUGAUUGUUAGGAGCCAGUCAGCUAUAGGCAGCUGUAGCCAUGAGCACCAAGAACCAGAAGCAGCAGCAGCAGCAUGUAGCACUGCAGAUGGCGGUGGCAGCCAUGGCCACUCCUUGCACCAUCAAGCUCCUGCUCUUCGCCAUCCCCCUCGCCAUCGGCUUCGCGCUCGGCAUCGUGGCCACGCUCUCCCUCGUAAGCUCCACCACAUCCUACGCGCUCCCCGGCGCCGCUCUCGGCCUCUUCUUCCCGCCGCCCACGGCAAAACUGCCCAGCUCCAGCCCGGUACGCGCGCGCCAGCCGUCGCAGCCAGUGCUUCAGGUGGCGCCGGCAGUCGACGCCCGGUCCCCGCCGGCGCCGGUGGCGCCUGACGCCGGCAUUAGCACCGCUUAUGUACAUGCAGCAGCUGUGGCUGUGCCUGAGAGCUCGGAGGGUGAACGGCCGGCCGGCGCCGCCUCCAUUAAGAAGGAGGAGGACGACGACGAGGAGCUGAUGUCGCGGGCGGCGGCGGCGCCGAGGUCGGUGGUGGGCGCCCCGAAGGUGGCGUUCCUGUUCCUGGCCAAGUGGGACUUGCCGAUGGCGCCGCUGUGGGACAAGUUCUUCCAGGGCCACCGCGGGCUCUACUCCGUCUACGUGCACACCGACCCGGCGUUCAACGCCUCCGCCACAGACCAGCGGUCCGCCUUCUAUGGCCGACACAUCCCCAGCAAGGAGGUGAGAUGGGGCCACAUCAGCAUGGUGGAAGCCGAGCGUCGCCUCCUGGCGCACGCCCUCCUGGACCACUCCAACGCCCGCUUCCUCCUGCUCUCGGAGUCGCACGUCCCGCUCUUCGACUUCCCCACGGUCUACUCCUACCUCGUCAACUCCACCAAGGUAUUCGUGGAGUCCUACGACGAGCUCGGCGGGACCGGCCGCGGGCGGUACAAGCGCGGCAUGGCCCCCGCCGUGGCCGCCUGGCAGUGGCGCAAGGGCUCGCAGUGGUUCGAGCUGGACCGCGCCCUCGCCGCCUCCGUCGUCGCCGACGCCGUCUACUUCCCGGUGUUCAGGAGGCACUGCACGCGCAACUGCUACGCCGACGAGCACUACCUGCCGACGUUCCUCCACAUCCGCCACCGGGGGGCCGCCGCCAAGCGGAGCGUCACGUGGGUCGACUGGUCACACGGCGGGCCGCACCCGUCGCGGUUCACCAGGAUGGAGGUCACGGUGGACUUCCUGCGAUGGCUCCGAGGCGGGACGACCUGCGACUACAACGGGAGGACCACCACCGUCUGCUUCCUCUUCGCCAGGAAGUUCCUGCCCAACUCGCUCACCCGCUUCCUCAGAUUCGCGCCAAAGCUCAUGGGCUUCGGCUGAAUUGGAGGACCUAUACAUAUGACCGCCCAAUUUUCUUUGCUUUAGGGUACAAUACAAAGAUACAUACAUCGUCACACGAUUCUUUGGUUCAUGUUCACCGGCUCCUUUUUUCUUCAUAGAUUUCCUUCUGUAAUGACCAAUAUAUGUACUCUAGCAAAUGCAAGAGCAUAAGAAAGAGAAGAAGAAUUUGUUAAUCAA
Molecule: messenger RNA, 1625 nt
Organism: Lolium rigidum
Lineage: Eukaryota; Viridiplantae; Streptophyta; Magnoliopsida; Poales; Poaceae
Product: glycosyltransferase BC10-like
Exons: 2
Coding region: 117-1427 (436 amino acids)
Cellular component (GO): membrane
Molecular function (GO): glycosyltransferase activity
Source: RefSeq, a predicted model, not a curated record